AUGAAUGGGGAGAACGAGCCGCUGCAACGUUUCGCCGACGCCAAGAAAGUGUUAGGCGAAAUUUACAACGAUUUGACGAGAUAUGUCGACGAGACGGAGGGAUUUUAUGAUGAACUCGACAAGAAUCAACCUUCGAUUGUGGCCGCUGAAUCGCGAGAUGAGGUCCAAGAGAUUCGAGCUUCGAUCAAGACCAUCAUGGAGACAUUCCAGCGCGACAACAUGAAGGUCGUCUUUUUCGGGAGGACCUCGAAUGGCAAAUCUACAACCAUCAACGCGAUGCUCCACCAAAAGAUAUUGCCCCAGGGCAUGGGCCAUACUACUUGCUGCUUUCUUCAGGUCCAAGGCACGACCGAUGAACAGGGAUUCCUGCUCUCCGAAGGCACCUCGACCCCGAUUCCGAUGUCACAGCUGGGAAAGAUCGGUGACGCGUGUUCGGCCGACAAUGCCGAUCUGCCGGCGAUGGGGCAGGAUUCGUUGCUCAAAAUCAUGCACCCGAAGAAGGACAAUCGUCUGCUACAAAAUGAUGUUGUGAUAUUGGAUAGCCCCGGUGUCGACCUCUCCCCCGAAUUCGACUCGUGGAUUGACAAGCACUGCCUCGACGCCGACGUCUUCGUGCUCGUCUGCAACGCCGAGGCCACUCUGACCCAGGCUGAAAAAUCGUUCUUCCAUCGCGUCAGCAAGCGCCUCUCGAAACCGAACGUCUUCAUCUUGAAUAAUCGCUGGGAUGCCAGCGCUGCGGAGCAGGACAGCGUUGAUCAGGUCCGAACACAGCACCUCACCCGCUUCAAGCAGUUCUUGGUCGAUGAAUUACAAGUUUGCGCGACGAGCGAUGUCCCGAACCGUGUCUUUUUCGUCAGUUCCCGCGAAGUGCUGGACGCCAGGCUGAAGGCCCGUGGUGUCAUCCAGAAAGCCUUCGAGAUGGAGGGCUUCCAGAAGCGCGCCUACGAAUUCGCGCAGUUUGAGCGCCAGUUCGAGCAGUGCAUCUCAAAAUCGGCAAUUCGGAGCAAAUUUGAGGCACAUUCUCGGCGCGCCAACGAGUUGGUGCACAGAGUGCGUGACAAUGUCGAUCAUGUCUUUACAAGCGCCAACGACAAAAAGGAGCUGAUGCAAAACGAGUUGAAAGAAAGCACGAACGAGUUCAACGCUUGCCGCGAGAAUUUUGCCGCAUUUGAGAAGGCCUAUCGGGAGCAGUCGGAAAUGCUGCGGGCUGAGGUCCAUUUGAAGGUUUCGGCAGAUUUCCACGAAGAAAUCCAACGACUUUCUGCGAUCAUAGACAAGUUCAAUCGACCGUUCCUGGACUCGCCUAAAGACAUUAAUGCCUACAAAACGGAGCUGGCGCUUUUUGUUGAUUCGAUGAUUUCCCAAGAGCUAGAAGCGAGGUGCACCGGCGGGCUGAUGAGCCGCAUUUGGUCGCUGGAGAAUGAGAUGUUUGUCUACGUCAAGAAGAUUCUGGCCGAAGCGUACCAGCCAAAGCUCGAAGAGGUGUGGCGUUACCGUGCCCCGUUCAAGUUCUCGAUUUGCGUCGACGUCCCAUCGCUCACCAACGAUUUCCACGAGGAUUUGGAGUUCCGAUUCUCGUUCGGUCUAUCUGCAAUCAUCCGAAAAGUCAUCGCGUAUCGUAGCGGUCAGCCCGUGACGGCCAUUCAAAACAACCUGCUGGCCACCGCAUUGUCCUCAAAGACCUCCAAUGGAACGUCGACCCCAGCAACCCCGAUCCAGCAGAGGGAGGAUAAGAAGGCUGCCGAAUCCGAGGAACAGCAGAUGAUGACCAACAUUGUGCUCUCUUCAGCCGCCUACGUCGCGAAUGGCGGAAUUGGGGUGGCUAUCGUUGGCGGACUGCUCUAUAGGGCGGUCGGCUGGAAGGUGAUCCUCGGGGCUGGAGCGGCUUACGGUGGUCUCUACGCCUUUGAGCGCUUCCGCUGGAACAACUCGAAGAAGGAGCAACACUUGAAGGACCAGUACCGUUCCCACCUUGAUGCGCGAAUGCGGCAAGUCGCCGCUGCGCACACCAACCAUUGCGAGACCCAAGUCAUCCGUGAAAUGGAGCAAGUGUACGAUGGGCUCCGCGCUACGGUGGCCGGCGUGCAUCGCGAGAUGAAGGGCGACCUCGAGUCGGCCCAGUCGAAGAUCAACGUGCUCGACCAUCAGCUCAAGGGGCUUUCUGCCAUCAAGGGCAAAACGACGUUCGUGCUCAGCGGCCUCGAGCAGUUCUCCACCAACUUCUUCCACCCGGACUCGCCGACCCAA
Molecule: messenger RNA, 2247 nt
Organism: Mesorhabditis spiculigera
Lineage: Eukaryota; Metazoa; Nematoda; Chromadorea; Rhabditida; Rhabditidae
Source: the annotation of a GenBank genome assembly